Musa acuminata AAA Group (dessert banana) is the source of this 1755-nucleotide messenger RNA. RefSeq names its product beta-ureidopropionase. Gene Ontology annotation, molecular function: beta-ureidopropionase activity. The transcript has 7 exons. The record is from RefSeq and is a predicted model, not a curated record. The coding region runs from base 219 to 1475 and encodes 418 amino acids. NCBI's taxonomy places the organism in Eukaryota, Viridiplantae, Streptophyta, Magnoliopsida, Zingiberales, Musaceae.
CUCCAUCUUACACGUCCUCCAUCCAGCCUUGAAUCAGUCAAUCGACGGCCAGAUAUAAAUCAUAAAGAUUCGUCCCUUCUCCUCACAUUCAUAGUUUUACCGGUCGGCGCCUCACCGGCAGCUGACACCCCUGUCGCAAUUCUCCACUGAGACCCGCUGCCAGGGGGCCCGCACGCGGGUACAGAAAGGUGCCGCGACCGAUCUUAGUUCAUCCGAGGAUGGCAAGCCAUCAGCGGAGAGACGAGAACGGAAGGGCGGCGGCGGAGGAGGAGGACGGAUCGACGCCAGGAUCCAUCCAUGGCUUCGAAUCCCUCCAUCGCCUCCUGGAGGCUAAUCUGAAGCCCCAGAUCUUCCAGGAAGUGAGCCGCUUGCUGCUGGGACUGAAUUGUGGCCGCCAUCUCGAGCGGGUUUCUUUGCCUCAGGCUGCCACCUCUCUAUCUGCAGAACAUGAUUUUGAUUUGCAGGCCUUUUGUUUUCAUGCUGAUAAAGAGUUACUGAGGCAACCACGAAUUGUUCGUGUUGGCCUUAUCCAGAAUGCGAUCGGUCUUCCUACUACUGCACACUUUGUGGACCAGAAGAAUGCUAUUAGGCAAAAAGUGGAACCCAUGAUUGAUGCAGCUGGAGCUUCAGGUGUCAAUAUCUUAUGCUUACAAGAGGCAUGGAUGAUGCCAUUUUGUUUCUGCACUCGGGAGAAGAAAUGGUGUGAAUUUGCAGAGCCUUUUGAUGGAGAAUCGACUCAAUUUCUUCAAGAAUUUGCAAGGAAAUAUAACAUGGUCAUUGUGAAUUCUAUUCUUGAAAGGGAUAUACACCAUGGGGAGACCAUUUGGAAUACUGCUGUUGUGAUCGGAAACCAUGGCAACAUAAUUGGCAUUCAUAGGAAGAAUCACAUACCGAGAGUUGGGGAUUUCAAUGAGAGCACAUAUUAUAUGGAAGGAAACACUGGACAUCCUGUGUUUGAAACAGCUUAUGGGAAGAUCGCAGUAAACAUCUGUUAUGGAAGGCACCAUCCCUUAAACUGGUUAGCAUUUGGGCUAAAUGGAGCUGAGAUUGUCUUCAACCCUUCUGCAACUGUCGGAGAACUCAGUGAACCAAUGUGGCCUAUUGAGGCUCGGAAUGCUGCCAUUGCAAACAGUUACUUUGUUGGGUCGAUUAAUCGUGUUGGCACAGAAAUCUUUCCUAAUCCAUUUACUUCUGGUGAUGGGAAACCUCAACACUCAGACUUCGGUCACUUCUAUGGGUCUAGUCAUUUCUCAGCACCAGAUGCUUCAUGCACUCCCUCCCUUUCACGCUACAGGGAUGGAUUAAUGGUUUCAGACAUGGAUCUCAACCUCUGCAGACAACUGAAAGAUAAAUGGGGUUUCCGCAUGACGGCACGAUACGAAUUGUAUUCUGAAAUGCUCGCUAAGUACCUAAAGCCGGACUUUACUCCGCAGGUCAUUGUCGAUCCCAUGUUGCAGAAGAGAAAUCCACUUUGAUGAAGGAAAUGAUGUAGGUACUUCAGCUCGAUUGUUCCUGAUGUUUCAUUGACAUGGGAAGCUGCAACAGGUAUCAAAUGGCACAUGAAUAAACAUUGGCACUGAGGUUUGUGAUCGAUGCUGUGAUUAAAUUGUUUCUUUGGUGAUGUUAAUGGUGCUUUGUUGACUGUAAACCUGAAAUAAUGUGAGUAGUUAAUGUUCCAACUAAAGUGCUUAGAAGUGGGACUUGACUACAUGAUCAUCGAACAACAGAGAAAUAGCAUGUUGGUUUUUGAGUGCA